This is a messenger RNA of Eutrema salsugineum, 582 nucleotides long. Its product is annotated as vascular-related unknown protein 2. Lineage: Eukaryota; Viridiplantae; Streptophyta; Magnoliopsida; Brassicales; Brassicaceae. Gene Ontology annotation, biological process: multidimensional cell growth; xylem development. The record is from RefSeq and is a predicted model, not a curated record. The transcript has 3 exons. The coding region runs from base 1 to 582 and encodes 193 amino acids.
AUGGAAAACUCCGUAAAUAACUGCGUGAGGCAAAGAGUACUCUCUAGUCACCAAAUCAGAACGAUACACGAAGAAGAAAGUCAAGAAGAGGAGAGUAGUUGGGUAAUCUACUUUGAAGAUAUUGAUCAUGAUGAUGAAAUGAUUGAAACCAAAGAAGAAAUGAGUCAUUACUACGGUAAUGAUUCCUCAAUGAUCUCAGAUGCUGCGUCACCUGUCUACACAUCAAAGAUUAAUAAUGUUGCUCGUCGAAAGGCUAGUAACAUUAAUACAAACCCUAAAAAGAGACGAAUUAUUCAUCAACACAAAGAAGAAGAAGAAAACCAAAAAGGAGAGGAUGAAGAAGAAGAUACAGCCUCUUCUCCUUCUAAUAAAACUAAGGGUUUUAGUGUGUUGGAUGGUGCAGAAGAUAAUACAAGAUAUGGAAAAUCCAUGGACAAUAUUACAUCCGAGGAGAGAGGAUGCAUAACGGACACAGGAUCGAAGAUAAAUGAAGUUGUAAAUGAAAAAUUCUUCUCUGCAGAAUUGAAGAAGAGAGGACUUUGUAUAGUUCCUUUAUCACUGUUAUCUAACUUUAUUGCUUGA